Molecule: messenger RNA, 3528 nt
Organism: Spizellomyces punctatus DAOM BR117
Lineage: Eukaryota; Fungi; Chytridiomycota; Chytridiomycetes; Spizellomycetales; Spizellomycetaceae
Exons: 2
Coding region: 197-3325 (1042 amino acids)
Molecular function (GO): ATP hydrolysis activity; ATP binding
Source: RefSeq, a predicted model, not a curated record
CUCGCGUUUCGAUAAGUUAGGGGUUGGAAGAAAAAAAAAACACCAACGAACAAGGGAUCCCCCCAUCGCAUCGUUCUUGGCUUUUUAGUUUUCUCCAUUUGCUGGGGAUCUUUUUCCUGUUUGUUGGCCCUUCCAUUGGUUGGGCUCUUUUUAGACUGUUGUUGGUGCAGCUCGACUCGGCCAAAACAAGAACACAAUGGGCUUUGCAGACUUUAUCCCGUCAUCCCGCAUUCCGGAGCUCCUCAACCAGCUGUAUACCUGUGAAACAAGCGACGAGUGCGUCUCUAUUGCUGCUGACCUCGGGGGAGUGAUAAAAUCAAUUGGGCUUUACACUCUGCACACAUGCGGCGUCCUCGACAAUCUCACACAACAAGCGCAAAACAAAAAGUCUGGUCUGGCACGAGAAGGUGCGCUAUUGGGACUGCAUGGUUUGGCACGUGUGUUAGGUCGCGCUGGCGAGCCGUACCUCUUGCCGUUGCUAUCUAUCAUGCUCGACUGCUAUGCGGAUAAGGGACAACCUGUACGAGAGGCCGCGGAAAUGGCCGUUGGAACGCUAAUGUCACUGCCGUCUCCUUACGCAACUCGUAUUGUGUUGCCGAUAUUGUACGAUGCGAUGGGCAGGAAAUGGCAAACGCGAGUUGGCGCUUUGGAAGUACUGGGCAAGCUGGCAAACAGUGCUCCCGAACAAAUUGCGCUUGCUCUCCCCGAAAUUAUCCCUCAAGUGACCGAAUGCCUCCACGACACGAAAACGGAAGUAUCGCAAGCUGCCACAAAGUGCAUGAUGAACGUUUGCAAGGUUGCAAAUAACCCAGAUAUCGCUCCACACCUCCCCAUGUUGGUCAGCUGCAUGGCCAGGCCAACCGAAGUUCCCGAAUGUAUUCAAAAACUGUCUGCAACUACCUUUGUAGCCGAAGUAACUGGCCCUGCAUUGGCCAUCAUGGUGCCUCUUCUCGUUCGUGCGCUGAAUGAGCGUUCUGCGGCGGUGCUACGACCGGCUGCCGUCAUUACUGAUAACCUGUGCAAACUUGUCCGCGACCCUGCGGAGGCUGGCCAGUUCCUGCCUCAGCUGCUACCUGGGCUUGAUAAGAUUAUUGAAACGGCAGCUUUCCCCGAAAUUCGUUCCUUGGCGACGACUGCACGAAACACGUUGGUCAAGGCAGGCGGUGAUGGGACAGAAGGGGAAACGUCAAAAUCGCACAUUCCUUCAGAAGCCGAAAUCUUGAACCGCCUAAAGAACCUACUGGCGGACGUUGCUCAAUUGACCGCCGUGGACGCUUUCACGCAGAUUUCAAUUGAUUACACCACCUCCCUUUUAAGAGAAGUGAUUGUAAGUGACGUAUACGGCGAUGAAGAGUGGAAGGGAGCCUGCGCGCCAUAUCUAUCGUCCUUCAUCGCUCCAGAACAAGCUGAACUAAUCGCAAAGCGGUUGGCGGCACACUAUCGUGAGGUGGAUCAUAUUCGCCGGCAGCAGGAGUCUGGUCUGGAGGCUGAGGAAGGUGAAGAGCUUUGCAGCUGCGAUUUUAGUUUGGCGUACGGUGGUAUGAUGCUUCUCAACCAUACCACCUUGCGGCUGAUGCGGGGACGCCGUUAUGGCUUGUGCGGUCGGAACGGUGCCGGAAAGUCUACCCUUAUGCGCGCUAUCUCGCUGGGCAAAGUUGAAAAUUUCCCCCCGCCUGAGGAAAUCCGUGCUGUCCUGGUGGAACACAGCCUUCAGGGAGAGGACACUAGCUUGCCAGUACUCGACUUUGUUGCAUCAGAUUCUCGCUUGAAGGAUCUCUCUCGUGACGAUAUCAAGAAGGCACUUGUCGAGGUUGGGUUCACAGAUGAUCGAUUGGAUAUCCAGGUUGGAAACCUUUCCGGAGGCUGGAAAAUGAAACUGGAGCUUGCUCGUGCGAUUUUGAUGAACGCCGACCUUUUGUUGUUGGACGAGCCUACAAAUCACUUGGACGUAGGCAACGUCGCUUGGUUGGAGAACUACCUCAACAGCCAAAAGAGACUCACAGUCUUGGUCGUCUCCCACGAUUCUGGAUUUUUGGACAAUGUAUGCACUGACAUCAUCCACUAUGAGCGGAAAAAGUUGGUAUAUUACAAGGGCAACUUGUCAAAGUUUGUGGAGAGAAAACCUGAAGCAAAGUCCUACUACACACUAUCUACCGAAAACCUCAAGUUCACGUUUCCCCCACCUGCUUUCCUUCAAGGCAUCAACAGUAAGACAAAAUCUAUCCUCAAGAUGACGAACGCAACAUACACCUAUCCGGGCGCGCCGAAACCCUCUCUUCAAAAUGUCACAGCUGGCGUCUCCCUUUCAUCUCGUGUAGCCAUCAUCGGGCCCAACGGUGCCGGUAAAUCUACCUUGAUCAAGGUUUUAACUGGUGAGGCGAUUCCCCAGGAAGGUCAAGUCUGGAAACACCCCAACUUGCGUAUUGGAUACGUUGCCCAGCACGCCUUCCACCAUUUGGAUCAACAUCUUGAGAAGACGCCAAAUCAAUACAUCCAAUGGCGAUACCAAACUGGAGAGGAUCGUGAAGUGCUUGAGAAGGAGUCACGUAAACUGACUGAACAGGAUGUAGCGCAGAUGGAGACCUUGGUCGAUGUAAAUGGGUCGAAACGUAAAGUCGAGUACCUGAUUGGUCGAGCAAAGCUGAAAAAGUCGUUCCAGUAUGAAAUAAAGUGGGUCGGAUUUCUUCCCAAGCACAACACUUGGGUUUCACGGGAAAAGCUCUUGGAACUCGGGUUCCAAAAGUUGGUCCAAGCAUUCGAUGAUCGCGAAGCUUCGAGAGAAGGACAGGGAUACCGUGAGCUCAGUCCGACUGUCAUUCGUAAGCACAUUGAAGAUGUUGGGUUGGACGGCGACAUUGCGGACAACAAUCCCAUCAGUGGUCUUUCCGGCGGUCAAAAGGUCAAGGUUGUCAUUGCUGCCGCCAUGUGGAACAAUCCCCAUAUGCUCGUCCUUGACGAGCCAACCAACUACUUGGACCGUGACUCGUUGGGUGGUCUAGCUGUCGCCAUUCGGGAUUGGGGCGGUGCUGUUGUCAUGAUCUCGCACAAUGAAGAGUUUGUGGGUGCACUUUGUCCUGAAAAGUGGCAUGUUGAGGCUGGACAGUUGACCAAGAAGGGUAAAGGGGCUGUCAAUGACGAUGCAUUUGAAGAUAACGAAAAGGAAGAAGCGGCUCGGAAAAAGAUUGAGGAAAAGGUUGCGAGCAAACCAAAGAAGAAGAAGCUUACUCGGAAUGAGCAGAAGGCACGAGAAAUUCGACGCAGAGCAAGACAUAUGAAGUGGUUGGUGGAGGGAGGGGCCAAGGAGCCAGAUACAGAUGAAGAUUAGUUCGUACAUAAUACUCCUUAUUUAUUUGGUAUUAGGUUUAUGCAAUUGGGAAUUUUUUUAUGAGUCGUAUAGCUGUAGAAUAGUUUCAACCAGUGGUUUUUAUGUUUCCACUUUUUGGAAUUUGUCAUUAUUUGACACUUUAGAAUUGCACACGAGAAAUAUAUGUUCACAUAAAAGAUAUUACUACAAUCGAAGUCAAAAAA